Molecule: messenger RNA, 2085 nt
Organism: Pyricularia grisea
Lineage: Eukaryota; Fungi; Ascomycota; Sordariomycetes; Magnaporthales; Pyriculariaceae
Exons: 4
Coding region: 350-1924 (524 amino acids)
Biological process (GO): amino acid transmembrane transport
Cellular component (GO): membrane
Molecular function (GO): amino acid transmembrane transporter activity
Source: RefSeq, a predicted model, not a curated record
CUUUCCCUCCAAAGUGCUUUCCCCAGACUGCUAGGGUUGUUGCUCAGGAGUCACCCCAUCCAACCUUUCCACGGGCCGAAUCCAGAACCACACGAGGCAACACUGUUCGAUCCAUAAUAUUUUUUUUUCUCUCUCCCCCUUGCUUGGUCUUCGGACAUUCCUGCUUUAAACCCACUCCAUUUCUUCCUACUUUCCAUUAUUCAAGAGGGAAAAAAAAAACAUUGUCAUCUUUCAGUACCGUCUUGGUUGGGUGGGCAUCAUCACCUAUCAUAUAGGUUUGCCUGGUAUUCUGUCUCUUGAAAAGAAUUCUUCUUUGCUGAGGUAGCAAGGAACAUCCUCGCCAUCAAAGAUGGGAGACUCUAUCCAGCCGACCCACAAGUCGGAUGCCGGCCCCAAGGGGCAGCUCGACAAUGACUUUGAAAAACAAGUCGGUCGGGUCGAGAUGACGGCCGAUCUCAAGAGGAGGUUGGGCACUCGGCAUCUGAUGAUGCUGGGAGUAGGCGGUACGAUCGGUACCGGGUUGUUCAUCGGAACUGGGAGUGCCGUUGCCAAGGCUGGCCCUGCCGGCUGUCUUCUCGCCUUCAUCUGGGUUGGAACGUUGGUUUACAGCGUCAUGGUUGGUCUGGCAGAGAUGGCUACUUACAUGCCUGUCACUGGUGGCUUUACCGUAUACGCCAGUCGCUUUGUUGAUCCUUCCCUCGGAUUUGCUAUGGGCUACAUCUACUGGUUUUCUUGGUGCAUCACUUUUGCUCUGGAGAUGACAAUAACGGGUUUGAUUAUCCGCUAUUGGCUCCCCCAGGUGUCUCUGAGCAUCUUUGUCGGCGUCUUUUGGGUCGCUAUAACUGCCCUCAACGUGCUGCCCAUCAAAAUGUACGGAGAGAUCGAGAUGUGGCUGUCCUCUAUCAAGGUCAUUACAGUCAUCGGCUUCAUUAUCUUUGGAAUUUGCAUCGACGCCGGUGCAGGCCAGGAUGGUGUCAUAGGCGUCAAGAAUUGGCAAAACCCCGGCGCCUUUGCUCCAUACCUGCUGACGCAGAUGGGAAACAACGAGGCUCUCGCUAAAUUCGCCGGCUUCUGGGCUGUGCUGGUGCAGGCCGGUUUCUCGUACCAGGGCACUGAGCUGGUCGGUGUCGGCGCCGGCGAGACGCACAACCCCCGGAAGACCGUUCCCCUGGCCAUCAAGUGGGUAUUCUGGUCUAUCGUCACUCUCUUCGUGCUCACUGUCUUUAUCAUCGGCCUGCUCAUUCCUUACACCAACGAGACUCUCAGUAGCGGUGAGAACAACGCAUCGGGCUCGCCUUUUGUCAUUGCCGUGGACUUGGCCGGCGUGCGAGUGCUUCCGCACAUCAUCAACGCUGUCCUCCUCACGGUCGUCCUCAGCGCUGCUAUUGCCAACGUUUACUCGGGCUCCCGUGUCCUCGUCGGCUUGGCAGAGGAGCGCCUCGCACCCCGCUGGAUGAUGAAGACGACCUCGUGGGGUGUGCCAUACUACGCCAUCGCCUGCACGGCCAUCUGGGGUGUCCUCGGCUUCUUGAACGAGUCGGAGGGCGGGACGACGGUGUUCAACUGGCUCAUGAACAUCUCGGGUGUGGCCGGUUUCAUCUCUUGGACCUCGAUCAACGUCUCGCACCUCUUCUUCCGCCGGGCGCUCAGCGUGCAGGGCAUCCCGGCGGAGCAGCUGCCAUACCAGGCGCCCGGGCAGCCGUGGCUGACGUGGUACGGCAUCUUUUUCAACCUGCUCAUCAUCAUCACCCAGGGCUUCACUUCUUUCCUGCCCUGGAGCGUGACCGAGUUCUUCGUCGCGUACGUCAGCCUGAUCCUGUUUGCCCUGCUGUACAUUGGCCACAAGGCCUGGACGAGGUGUGGGUUCGUCAAGUCGCACGAGGCCGAUCUGAUCACUGGUACAUACCCUGUCGACUGGGAAUAACAGGGUGACCUUUUGUCAAGUUUCGUGGGUUUUGAAUCCAUCGGCAGUUGAUAGGUUUUUGUCUUGGUGUACGUUGUUUUGUUUGGAGCCACGGGUUGGGUUGCUUGUCACUAAUGGGGCGGGGUUUUUUUUUUUUUUUUUUUUUGCUUGGAGAUAUCCUU